Molecule: messenger RNA, 3698 nt
Organism: Halteromyces radiatus
Lineage: Eukaryota; Fungi; Mucoromycota; Mucoromycetes; Mucorales; Cunninghamellaceae
Exons: 11
Coding region: 55-3552 (1165 amino acids)
Biological process (GO): ribosome biogenesis; maturation of SSU-rRNA from tricistronic rRNA transcript (SSU-rRNA, 5.8S rRNA, LSU-rRNA); endonucleolytic cleavage of tricistronic rRNA transcript (SSU-rRNA, 5.8S rRNA, LSU-rRNA)
Cellular component (GO): 90S preribosome; nucleus
Molecular function (GO): GTP binding; GTPase activity; U3 snoRNA binding
Source: RefSeq, a predicted model, not a curated record
UUUUUUUUUUUGCUAUACGUCUUUUUUUCUUCCUUAUCUUUUUUUUUCUGAAUCAUGGAAGAAAAAGCACACAAGGCUCAUCGUGCAAAAAAGUCUGGAAAGAAGGCUGAACGAAAGAAGGAAAACAAGUUUUCAAAUGCCAAAAAGUCAAGUAAUCCAAAGGCAUUCUCCUUCCAAAGUGCGAAAAAAGCAGAACGAACUGCUCGACGUAAUGUUGAUCUUGGUGAAAAGAAACUUCAUGUUCCUCAAGUCGAUCGUACACCUCUUGAAGCUCCUCCUGUAGUGGUUGCUGUCGUUGGUCCUCCUGGUUCUGGCAAAUCAACACUCAUUCGAUCUCUUGUCAAACGAUAUACGAAACAUAACUUGCACGACAUUAAAGGUCCUAUUACAGUUGUUAGUGGCAAAAAGCGACGUCUUACUUUUAUCGAAUGUGCAAACGACAUGAACUCUAUGAUUGAUGUAGCAAAGAUCGCUGACUUGGUUCUAUUGAUGAUUGAUGCUAGUUUUGGUUUUGAAAUGGAAACUUUCGAAUUUUUGAACAUUCUACAAUCUCACGGGUUUCCAAAAGUGAUGGGGAUUUUGACACACUUGGACAAGUUUCGCAACAACAAAUCACUUCGAGCGACCAAAAAGCGACUUAAGCAUCGUUUCUGGACUGAAAUUUAUCAUGGUGCAAAACUCUUUUACUUGUCUGGUAUCAUCCAUGAACGGUAUCCCAACAUGGAAAUUCAAAAUUUGGCAAGAUUCAUUUCUGUGAUGAAAUUCCGUCCUUUGGUAUGGCGUAACACCCAUCCUUAUGUAGUGGCUGAUCGUGUGGAAGAUUUAACCGAUCCUGAACUAAUCCAUCAAAAUCCUCAUUGUGAUCGUACAGUGACUCUUUAUGGUUAUUUACGUGGUACAAACCUCAAACCAAAUAUGCGUAUUCAUAUUCCUGGUGCUGGUGAUCAUACUUUGGCUGAUGUCUCCGUUUUACCUGACCCUUGUGCUUUACCUGAUAAGGAACGAAAACGCUUGGAUGAAAAAUAUAAAUUGAUCUAUGCUCCCAUGUCUGAUGUAGGCGGUGUUAUGUAUGAUAAGGAUGCUGUGUAUAUCAAUGUACCUGGUCACUUUACAAAGAAAUCUGCUUUGGCUCCUUCUGAACAAAAAGAAAACCGUAAUCCUGAUGAUGAUAAUGAUGACAAUGCUGGUGAAUCCGAUCAAGAAGAACAUGUCCCUAGUGGUCCUGGUGAAAAAAUGGUGAUGGAUUUACAAGAUGCUCCUGAUACUUUGGCUUCUCAAUUAGCUGAUUCUGAAUUACGUAUCUUCUCACAUUCUGUUCCUAUGCGUGCUGGCGAUUUAGAAGAAGAUGAACAAAAUGACGAUACUGGACGAAAACGACGUCGCGCUAUAUUUGGCAAUGAGGAUGAAGAUGAAGAUAUGGAUGAUGACGACGAUGAAGAUGAAGAUGAUGAAGACGAUGAGGAUGAGGUUGAAGAAAGCGAUGAAGAUGAGGAUGACAAUACGCCUCGACGUGGGCGCUCAUUAACAAAAUUCGAUACUCGGAAUAUCCCAAGAAAAGGUGAUAUAACUGCGGACGACGAUGAAGGACAAGACACCAUUGAAUUUGCCGAAAGUGAUAGUGAUUUUGGAGAAGAAGAGGACGAUGGAGAAAUGAUUAACGUUGAUGGACGACGACGACAACCUAGUGAUGAACAGGAUGAUGAACUAGCUGGAGAAUUACGAUGGAAGGCAAAUCUGAAAGAAAAGGCCAGUGACAUGUUCCAUAACCAUCGACGUACCAAUCUCAUGUCUUUGAUUUACAAUAAUGAAGAAUUGAGCCCUGAAGAUAUUGCUGCCGGAAACUAUGGCGAUGACAAGCAAAAUGAUACCGACACUGACGAAGAUCAAGAUGAUGAUGAUGAUGAUGAAGAAGAAUUCUUCUCUCUCAAAGCGGACACUGGUAACAAUGCCAAGCAAAUUGUGGAUACCUCAAAACAACAACCAACGGCUGAACUUUUAGGAGAUUGGGAUGAUGAAGAUGUGCUUGAUUCUAUUCGGAACCGUUUCAUCACUGGUGACAUUGAUGCAGCUGAAGGUGGAGAACAGCAGCAAGAAGAAGAAGUCUUUGGUGAUUUUGAAGAUCUUGAAGGUGACAAGGAUGAAGAAGAAAAUAUGCAAGAUGAAACUAUGGAUCCUGUGGAAGCUGAACGUGCACGUAUCGCCAAACGCAAAGAAGAAUUGAAGAAAAAAUUCGAUGAAGAAUAUGAUGAUGAAGAUGGAGAUAACAAGUUGGACUUUUAUGAAAAACGCAAGGCUGAAAUCGCACAACAAUUGGCCACCAACCGGGAAGAAUUUGCCGAUGACGAUAUACAUACACGUGCUUUGGUGGAAGGUUAUCGACCGGGUAGUUACGUACGAUUAUUACUCAAGGAUGUUCCAUAUGAAUUCAUUGAAAACUUUGACCCGGUCUAUCCUGUUCUGAUUGGCGGUUUAUUGACGACGGAAGAUCAAUUUGGCUUGGUACAAGUACGUAUCAAACGACAUCGUUGGCAUCGAAAGAUUCUCAAGACAAAUGAUCCUUUGAUCUUUUCCAUUGGUUGGCGUCGAUUCCAAAGUAUUCCUAUCUAUUCCCUCGAUGAUGGUACUCGAAAUCGUAUGCUAAAAUAUACUCCUGAACAUAUGCAUUGUUUGGCUACCUUUUAUGGUCCUGUACAUACUCCUAACACUGGUUUCUGUGCUGUUCAAUCAGUUUCUGAUAACAAAACUUCUUCCUUCCGGAUAAGUGCUACUGGUGUUGUUGUAGAUAUUAGUCAAUCAUCUGAAAUUGUCAAGAAACUAAAGUUGACUGGUACUCCCACCAAAGUUUACAAGAAUACAGCUUUCAUCAAGGAUAUGUUUACAUCGUCAUUGGAAGUGGCCAAAUUUGAAGGUGCUACUAUUCGAACUGUAUCUGGUAUCCGUGGUCAAGUCAAGAAGGCUUUACCGAAACCUGAUGGUCAUUAUCGUGCUACUUUUGAAGACAAACUUUUGAUGAGUGAUAUUGUAUUCUUACGUGCAUGGUAUCCUGUUAAGCCUAGAAAAUUCUACAAUCCUGUUACCUCUUUACUACUAUCAUCCAAGUCUGAAUGGAAAGGUAUGCGAUUGACAGGUGAAGUUCGUCGGGACCUGAACCUUCAUGCUCCUCAAAAUGUGGAUUCUACAUACAAGCCAAUCGAAAGAAAGACAAGAAGAUUCAAUACACUCAAAGUACCUAAAUCAUUACAAGCAGAACUUCCUUUUGCCUCGAAACCCAAGAUCGCAAAGCCAAGCAAAAAGAAAUCCUAUUUAGCUAAACGAGCUGUAGUAUUGGAACCUGAAGAAAAGAAGAUCUACACUAUGAUGCAACAACUCAAUACUCUACGAAACGAAAAGGAUCGCAAGCGUAAAAUCAAGGAUACAGAACGUCGUGAAAUUUAUGAAAAGAAGAAGGCUAAAAUUGCUGAAAUGGAUGUUACCAAGGAACGAGAACGAAGAAAGGAUUACUUUAGAAAGGAAUCCAAGGCAGCAAUUGCAAAGGCAAAGGCACAACGAUAGAAUACUUUGUACUAUAUUGUUUGAUUCAUCAAGUUCUUUCUAUUCUUUUUUAUUAUUAUUAUUUAUUUAUUUUAUUUCUGAUUUGAUCUUUUUGUUUUUUCUUUUACAUAUAUACAUCAUCAAUAAAGCAUACUUUUUUUUUUGAC